UUGUCUUUUUGCCUAACUGUUGUGUUGGGUCUUGGUCGGAUUCGACCAAAUUACCGUUUUUUCAUUGUGAAGUUAAAGAAGAAAGUGGGAACUGGGAAGGGAGAGACGGAGUCUGAACAAACCAAAACGGAAGAAAUAGGAAUCCUGAAGAAAUAGGACUCUCUCUCUCUCUCUCUCCUUCUUCUUCUUCUUCUUCUCUCUUUCCCCUUCCAUUUUAUCUCUUCGUUUACGAGUCAUUUCCAAAUACUCGUAGUCGGCUUUUACUUGACUCAAUCCGAUUUCUGUUGCCGGCAUGGAAGAGGCUAACGUGGUGGAAGCCAGGGAUGGAACCAUUUCUGUAGCUUCUGCAUUUUCUGGUCAUCAAGAAGCUGUACAGGAUCGUGAUCACAAAUUUUUGUCAAGAGCAAUUGAGGAAGCAUACAAGGGGGUAGAGUGUGGUGAUGGAGGCCCUUUUGGUGCAGUUGUUGUUCGUAAUGAUGAAGUAGUUGUGAGUUGUCACAACAUGGUUUUGAAACACACAGACCCUACUGCCCAUGCUGAAGUAACUGCUGUAAGAGAGGCAUGCAAAAAGCUCAACAAAAUUGAGCUGCCCGACUGUGAGAUGUAUGCGUCUUGCGAGCCUUGUCCAAUGUGCUUUGGAGCAAUUCACCUUUCGCGAAUCAAGAGGCUGGUCUACGGUGCCAAAGCUGAAGCUGCCAUUGCCAUUGGGUUUGAUGAUUUCAUUGCUGAUGCAUUAAGGGGUACUGGAUUCUACCAGAAGGCCCAUUUAGAAAUAAAAAGAGCCGAUGGUAACGGUGCCAUCAUUGCUGAACAAGUCUUUGAGAAGACCAAGGCCAAGUUUCAAAUGUACUGAAUUCCUGAAUCUCCUUUUGAACUGCAUGGAGGUGGACUGCCUUAUUAUUAAACUUGCAUUUAUUUCUGUUUUCUUUUGCCACUGAAAAACUCCCAUUGUUCAAGAUCAAUAAUAUGUGUCUACUCUCAGGAA
Molecule: messenger RNA, 985 nt
Organism: Nelumbo nucifera (sacred lotus)
Lineage: Eukaryota; Viridiplantae; Streptophyta; Magnoliopsida; Proteales; Nelumbonaceae
Product: Cytidine/deoxycytidylate deaminase family protein
Biological process (GO): purine nucleoside catabolic process
Molecular function (GO): guanosine deaminase activity; zinc ion binding
Source: RefSeq, a predicted model, not a curated record